AUGGCUCGAGUUUCGAGGUGCCGCCGACGAAGUUUCAAAAUGAGCCUCCGCCUCCGACUCUGCCUCCCGUCCGACCUCGGGCUUCCCCGAAGAACCGAGUUUUUAGUCUCCGUCGGCGGACGUCCACACCAUAGAGAUAUUUCUCGGCCUCCUCCAUCCUUUCUCUUCCACUCUCAAGCCGCCGUCGGUGGCACUGGUGUAGCUCCUCUUCGCCCUCUCCUCAACCAGGUUCGGUCAAGCCUUUGUUAA
Messenger RNA from Microthlaspi erraticum, 249 nucleotides. Lineage: Eukaryota; Viridiplantae; Streptophyta; Magnoliopsida; Brassicales; Brassicaceae. The record is from the annotation of a GenBank genome assembly.